UUAGAAUUAGUUUUAAUCAUUGUCAAGGAAUGACAUUAAAACUUUGCACUUUACUAUCUAAGAACAAAUUGCAUUUAAAAAAAUUCGAAUUAACAGGUUCAAGAUUCAUUACAAAUUUAAGCUUAGAUCAAACAUUUAUUAUUAUCCCAUUAAUUACUAUGUGGGGGUCAACUCUAGAAGUUUUACAUCUGGAUAAAUUAAGUCAAGAAAUUGCAAAUACACUAAUAAUUCACUGUUCAAAUCUUAAAGAGUUUGUUAUUUCUAAUUCAAGUGCAAAUUCGGUCUACUUAAUAUAUACUUUUCUAAAGCAAUCAUCUCUUAAAUCUCUUCAUAUUGAUUGGUAUAGAGCAAGCUACGAACAUUAUCUUAAUUUAGUUCCAAACUUGCCAACCACAUUAACAUUUUUGGGUUUAAAUACAAAUUUUAGUGAAUUGGAAUUUGAAAAUUUCGUAAAAUAUUGUGGUAAAUUUCUUGAUUUGAAAACAUUAACUAUUAAGCGUCUGUAG
Molecule: messenger RNA, 506 nt
Organism: Dentiscutata heterogama
Lineage: Eukaryota; Fungi; Glomeromycota; Glomeromycetes; Diversisporales; Gigasporaceae
Source: the annotation of a GenBank genome assembly